AGCAGAGGGAGCUGCCCGGAGCCCGCGGGAGCCAGUUGGCCCUUUCGGUCGCUUCCUGGUCGACCGGCGCGGCGUGGGUUCGGCCGGAGAGUCUCCAAAGCGCAGGCGCCGUCGGGGCGGGGGAAAGGGAAGGAGGCUGACGACGAGGCACUCGCUGCGCUGGGCCGCCCGAGACCGCAGGAAAAUUAGUGAUGGUGUCUAUGACAGUGGUCCAGACUUUACCAACCUGAGGCUACAACUGAUGUAUUGACUAGAACACCCUGCCUACAUAUACUUCAGUAGCUGGUUAAAUGCAAUUGUGUCAGUAACAGAGGAAGGAUAAACAUGAGAAUAGCCGGAGUGGCAAAGUUGGUAAUAGCAGUGGCUGUGUUCUUGCUGAUGUUUUAUGUCAUAUCUCAAGUAUUUGAAAUAAAAAUGGAUGCCAGUUUAGGAAAUCUUUUUGCAAGAUCAGCACUGGACCUACCAUUGCGAACUACGAAGCCUCCAAGGUAUAAAUGUGGAACUACAAAAGCAUGUCCAGCGAAUCAUUUUGCUUUCAAAAUGGCAAGUGGAGCAGCCAACGUAGUUGGACCUAAAAUAUGUGUAGAAGACAAUGUCUUGAUGAGUGGUGUUAAAAACAACGUCGGGAGGGGCAUUAAUAUAGCCCUAGUAAAUGGCAAAACAGGUGAAGUAGCGGACACAAAAUUCUAUGAUAUGUGGGGUGGAGAUGUAGCCCCAUUCAUCGAAUUUCUGAAGACUAUUGCAGAUGGAACUAUUGUAUUAAUGGCAACAUAUGACGAUGGUGCCACUAAGCUUACUGAAGAGGCACGGAAGCUAAUAUCCGAUUUGGGGAGUACAUCCAUCAUGACCCUCGGCUUCAGAGACAACUGGGUUUUCUGUGGCGGGAAAGGAAUCAAAACCAAAAGCCCCUUUGAACAGCAUAUUAAAAACAACAAGGACACCAACAAGUACGAGGGAUGGCCAGAAGUUGUGGAGAUGGAAGGGUGUAUUCCACAGAAGCUAGACUGAACCAUCUGAAACUUGACAACAGACAAUGCAAAGAACAGUGGAGGGGGAAAUGCACUUUUCUGCUGCUAUGAGGUUGUGGGAUUUGGGAGGAGAGAGGCCAUGUAUGAACUCCAUCCUUUCUAGCAUGGCUUCUUGCACAGGACCCAUAAAAAGCUGUGCAAAGGGAUGGUAAAUUGCACCAAUUCAUUUGACUGGGGCAUGUGAAAUAGUUAUCCUGCUGGAUUGUGCCCUAUGUAAAUAAUUUCCAGGCAUGUUUUCACCUUAAAAUGUGCAUGGACAUUUUUUUUUUUAAUAUCAGGCUUAUUUAUUGUUAAACUGAAGAGAUUCUUUUUUUCCUCUCUUUUUUUCUUUUUGUAAAUAAGCCCUAAACAAACAGAACAAUUGUUUCUGAGCAUUCUUAUUCUUCCCUGUCUUUCUCCCUUUCUUCCUUGUUUCUAAAGCCACUUAUUGUAUGUAAAUGUCUUUUAGAACCACCCUCAUAAGCAAUGAGAUACGCAGUGGUUGAACUAAUCCUGAGCUUUGUUGUAUCCUGCUCAAUUACAACAUUGCUGUGAGUGCAUAUAUUUGGAUGGAUAUGUAAAUUUUAGAGGAAAAAAUAGUUAAUUAUUUUUAUGCUAUGUCUGUUGGAAAUUCACAUUCUUCAGUGACCCUUUUCAGACAGCGGGUGGGUGUUUGAUACAAAAAUGAAGGCCUGCUCUACAAAGCACAAUUAAAUGCUUUUCAUUAAAAUCAAAUGUGUAACAUUG
Messenger RNA from Candoia aspera, 1754 nucleotides. It is a transcript of the gene FAM3C, whose product is annotated as FAM3 metabolism regulating signaling molecule C. NCBI's taxonomy places the organism in Eukaryota, Metazoa, Chordata, Lepidosauria, Squamata, Candoiidae. The transcript has 11 exons. The record is from RefSeq and is a predicted model, not a curated record. The coding region runs from base 325 to 1008 and encodes 227 amino acids.